GGAAACUAAUAGGCUACAUUGCUAGCACUAAGUAGGGUACAAGUUAGAAUAUAAACCCAGCGGUAUCGCGCUAUAGAUCUACCUCCAACCUGUUUGUUCGUCUUCAGCUCCGACCGCAUUAUUUUAAAAAUGACGACUGUGUCGUUUGGUCGGAUGUUUGUGGUCGUUUUAAUCUGAUAAACACUGUUGCUAGCGUUAGCCUGUUAGCAUUCCUGGCUGUUUUUCAUGCUGCAGCGCCGUGACCCUCCCCGGAUUUCUACUGUACCUCAACUGAUUUUGACGAUUUUCUAACUUUGAAAAAGGAUGUUCCUGGUGGGACUGACCGGGGGGAUCGCCUCGGGGAAAAGCACGGUUUCCUCAAUGCUACGGGAGCUCGGCUGCCCCAUUAUAGAUGCAGAUGUGGUGGCCAGAAAAGUUGUGGAGCCACACACUCCUGCUUACUCCCGGAUCGUCUACCACUUUGGGCACGAGGUUCUGCUGGAGAACGGGCAGAUUGACCGGCAGAAGCUCGGCCAAAUCAUCUUUGCCCAUGAAGAGAAGAGGAGGCUGCUAAACUCCAUCACACACCCCGAGAUUCACAAAGCCAUGCUCAAAGAGAUCAUAUUCUACUUCCUGAGAGGUUACCGAUAUGUGGUCUUGGAUGUUCCCCUCCUGUUUGAAACCAGACGCCUCACCAAAUUUUUGAACCACACCGUCGUAGUUUACUGUGACCCUGCGACCCAGCUCCAGCGCCUCAUGCAGAGGGACAACCUGACCCAGGAGCAGGCCGAGCAGCGCGUGGCAGCGCAGAUGCCGCUCAACGAGAAGCGCGGCUUGGCCAACCACGUCAUCGAAAACUCAGGCAGCCGAGAGGACACCCACAGGCAGGUCCUGCGGCUCCACACGAAGCUGGAGGACUCCAUGGACUUCCUCUUAGUGAGGGUGAUCGCCGUCGCUGCCACCGCCGGUCUGAGCGGAAUGCUGCUCUACGCUGCCAAGCUGCUGCUGUCCUAACACAGGAAACGGAGGAGGAAGAGAAGAACAAGUCUAAAAUGUGAAGCUGCGAUUAGAGCAGAGGAAAGGCAAGUCGAAAGUACUGAUGCGGUUUUCUGUGAAAUUAGUUUUGCAGCACCUACCACUAACAGCGCAGCAGCAGAGCUUCAUGUUGACAGUUAACAGACCUAGAAAAACUCUGACAAACAGGGCUUAGUGUAAAGAAUGCAGUUUGUUCUGGAUUUUCUCAGCAAGACUAAACAGUGAAGUUGAUGAAGUAGAAUCUCUUGAGCUUAGCAUAAAAAUAAUUUUGCUAAUAAUGCAAAACAACCAAAAAGUUUACCCACUUUUUAAAACAUGUUUAAUUAUUCAAAUUGGACAGGAGAUGAUGUUUUCAUUUGAAAAUAAAAGUAUCUUUUAGUAGCUGCUCCCUUUUAACUCAGAUUUUAAGUUGUCAUUAAUUUGGCACUAACUCACUUUAUAUUUUUAGCUAAAUGUUGGUGCUCGCCCCCCACCAAAAGUACAUUUUUAAAGUGGAAAUUAUAUUAAAGAGCAAAGAAACUUCCAAGGUGAUGCAUACAGAACAUGUCAUGAUUGUAUAAUGAUGGUAUAUUUGACAGAAUGUAAUUGACAAUCCGUUUUUUUCCUCACUUUGAACAGUAGGAAUGAACAGAUUUCACAUUUAUCACUGUAUUUUCUUACACUUCAUAUGUUCUCUGUUGAAGUAAAAAUCUGUCAUUUUAUUUUCUUUUUGCACACUUGUAACUAAAAUGUUUGCAAGCUCAUAUGUGUAACUUAAAUAUAACAGACCACGCCACUGUAAAAAUGUCUCGGUGCAUUUGGUUGUUCCUGUGUUUUGACAGACGUCUGCAUGUUAAUGCUGGAACCCAAAGAACUUGGAAGUUGAAGCCAAACUGUGGGGUGCUCCCCCUAGUGGCCGGCGAUGUUCUGUCUACAAAACGUACACAAAUGGUUUUAGCUCUUGCGGUUGAAAUGUGCAAGAAAAAAGCUUACCAAAACGAUGACCAUUUAAAAUCUUAUUUCCACAGUAUUUCUUUUUUUUUAAAUAUAUUUAUAAUGAGCACUAUAAUUUUAUGCAUAUUGUUAUUUUUAAUAUUUGAUUGGAAGAGUUAAGCUAGGGUGAUAAUUGUUUUACUAGUUUUUAAAGUGUUUGAGUGAGAAAUUUUGAGGUGUCAGAUUUUAUUCUUUGGUACUGAAAUAUCAUUUGGGGAUGGGAAAAGUUUCAAUGUAAUGGAAAAAAAAAACAAUUCAGGUUUGUGUUCUUAGAACAAGAAGUUAAAUCAGAGAGAAGCAAAUAUUCAUAUUUUACACCUAAAGUCUUACCUUGACACUGAAACCCUAGACAUGAACAUGUGUAAAAUCCAAUUGUCCAAAAAAAUACAUGUUUACCUUUGCUAAAUAGCACAAACUAUUGAGUUUGAAGCCACAAAAGUGAACAAAAUGCUUCAUACAUAUAAAAUUCUACUCAGAUAUUGGUUGUUCUUUGCGUGUCGUGUGAAACUGCACUCCAUCCCGGUUAUUCUUAUUUGCGAUAUUCCUUGCUUUAUGAACUUCAGCUGACAAAUUAGUUCAUCUCUCUAAUCAUAAAGCACAUCAACCUUCAGUCAACUUUUAUGUCUUCAAAGGACAGGGCAUUCUUCAGUAAUUGCUUCCAACAGGAGGAUGUGUAAGUGACGGCUCUUCAGGAAAACGCACAGCUGAAUUUAGUGGACACAUGCGAAUGAUGUCCUUGCUGUUGUCCACACUGAGAGCCUGGAUAUGAAAAUUCAGGCCCACAGGCAGGUACGGCUGCAUCAUUCUGGCACAGAGGAUCAACCAGUCUGUGUGGCUCACUUGGCUCCAUCUGAAGCCAUCUUUGGUCUGCUUGCUGUUUAUAAUCAAGACGCUGCUGCGUUAAUGCAAGCUGACUUGGGCUGAGGCAUGCGGGGGCAGUCAUCUGAGCUUGGACACAUACAGAGAAGACAAAAAUCACAUGGAAGAAUGCAUAAUAAGACUGGCAGCAUAAAUCACACAAUUCCACAAACAAGGCCUUUUUUAUUCAUGCAUACGCACAUAUAUACCUGUUUAAAAAAAAAAAGAAAACGAAGUAACCCCACCCUGACUCUCCUGUAUCUGAUGUAUUAUGGU
Poeciliopsis prolifica (blackstripe livebearer) is the source of this 3120-nucleotide messenger RNA. It is a transcript of the gene dcakd, whose product is annotated as dephospho-CoA kinase domain containing. NCBI's taxonomy places the organism in Eukaryota, Metazoa, Chordata, Actinopteri, Cyprinodontiformes, Poeciliidae. Gene Ontology annotation, biological process: coenzyme A biosynthetic process. The record is from RefSeq and is a predicted model, not a curated record. The coding region runs from base 304 to 993 and encodes 229 amino acids. The transcript is spliced from 5 exons. Gene Ontology annotation, molecular function: ATP binding; dephospho-CoA kinase activity.